This is a messenger RNA of Corylus avellana, 603 nucleotides long. Its product is annotated as large ribosomal subunit protein eL36y. NCBI's taxonomy places the organism in Eukaryota, Viridiplantae, Streptophyta, Magnoliopsida, Fagales, Betulaceae. The record is from RefSeq and is a predicted model, not a curated record. Gene Ontology annotation, molecular function: structural constituent of ribosome. Gene Ontology annotation, cellular component: ribosome. Gene Ontology annotation, biological process: translation.
UACACAAACUCAAAUCUUACAAAACCCUAAUUUUAUUCCAGCGUCACGUAGCGGAUCUCAAAGUUUCUCGGAAAGUCUUCGCAGGAGCUGUAUUUUAGGUGAUGGCUCCCAAACAGCCAAGUACUGGCCUUUUUGUGGGCCUGAACAAAGGACAUGUUGUAACUAAGAAGGAGUUGGCUCCACGCCCUUCUGAUAGAAAAGGGAAAACCAGUAAGAGAGUCCAUUUUGUGAGGAAUCUGAUCCGAGAGGUUGCUGGUUUUGCUCCCUAUGAGAAGAGGAUCACUGAACUUCUGAAAGUCGGGAAAGAUAAGCGUGCUUUAAAGGUGGCCAAGAGAAAGCUUGGCACCCAUAAGAGGGCCAAGAAGAAGCGUGAGGAGAUGUCAAAUGUGCUUCGUAAAGUGAGGUCUGGAGGGGGAGAUAAGAAGAAGUGAGCUUCUGCACCAAGAUCUCUAUGGAGUUUUAAGUUUAUUGUUUUAGUUGCCGAAACAUUGGAAGUUUGCAGAACAGUUUUGACUCUUUUCUAAUUGUAGACCAACUUUUGCCUUCAGAUAUAUUUUCUGCUAUUUCUCAAAUUCAAGCAUGUGCAUUCAAGUUUGCAGAUUA